Messenger RNA from Arachis ipaensis, 1023 nucleotides. RefSeq lists its product as uncharacterized. The record is from RefSeq and is a predicted model, not a curated record. Gene Ontology annotation, molecular function: zinc ion binding. Lineage: Eukaryota; Viridiplantae; Streptophyta; Magnoliopsida; Fabales; Fabaceae.
AUGAGUGAUAGACAAAAGGGAUUGACACGUGCAGUUUCUGAGUACUUUCCAAAUUCAUGGCAUAGACAUUGUAGUAAGCAUUUGUUGAAUAAUUUCAAAGCAAAAUAUCCAUUAUUGAUCUUACAAGAUCUUUUUUGGAUGGCUGUCAAAGCUCUAAAUGAAUUUCUUUUUAAAAAGAAAAUGGAAAAGAUGAAAAUAUUUGAUAAUGAUGCCUACCAAUAUUUGAUGGAUAUCCCAUUACACACUUGGUCUACACAUGCAUUUUACACAAAUCAUAAAAGUCCACAUAUUACUAAUAAUGUAUGUGAGUCGUUUAAUGCUUGGAUAGACAACUUGAGAAGCAUGAGUGUGUUGAAAUUAGUGGAUGGGCUAAGAGUCAAAAUCAUGAUGAGAUUCUACACACAGUUUUCUUCUACUGCAUCUUGGUCAUAUAAUGUUGGACCAAGAAUUGCAACUGAAAUAAAUAAAACUACUGAAGAUGCAAGAUAUUGCAAAGUAAAACCUGCUGGUGGACAUCGAUAUGAAGUAUAUGAUGGUUUUACAAGAUUCCCUGUGAAUUUAGUAUUGCAUACAUGUGAAUGCAAAGCAUGGCAAAUAAGUGGGUUGCCAUACAAACAUGGUGCGGCGGCCAUUAUUUACAUACGGGGAAAAGUGGAGAAUUAUUGUGAUGCAUAUUACCACAAAGAUAAGUACAUCAUAGCUUAUUCUGGACUACACAGUCCCUUACCAGAUCUGGAUACUUUGGAUGAUACAGAUGUGCUUCCACCACCAUUGCGUAGACUUCCGGGGAGGCCAAGAAAAAGUAGGAUAAGGGAAAAAGAUGAAGAUGCACCAUCAAAUGCAAGGAGAAUUUCAACAAAAAUUUCAGCAAGUGAAUCACAAACUUCAAUGAUAAAACAAACUCAACAACAUGCUUCAGCACAGGCCAAAGCAAAGUCACAACUACAAGCCAAACAAAUAAAAAGGGAUAUUAGGAAAGAUAAACUUCUUAGAAGGAAUUCUUUAAAUUUGACAAUUCAAUGA